AUGAUGAAUAGAGGUGGGUCCUCCAUCUUGUUUCCGAUCCAUGGAAAUGUGUACCCAACAGGGUACUAUAAUGUUACUAUCAAUAUCGGCCACCCUCCCAAGCCUUACUUUCUUGAUCUUGAUACUGGAAGUUACUUGACAUGGCUGCAGUGCAAUGCUCCGUGCGUCCAUUGUAUUGAGGCGCCUCAUCCGCUUUACCAACCUACCAAUGACCUGGUGCCCUGUAAAACCCCGCUUUGUGCAGCAUUGCAUCCGCCUGGUGACUACAAAUGUGAAAGCCCUGACCAAUGUGACUAUGAGGUUGAGUAUGCAGAUGGCGGUUCCUCGCUCAGAGUGCUUGUCCUAGACUUGUUUUCUUUGAACUAUACGAACGGAAUCCGAGUCGGUCCUCGUCUGACCCUUGGAUGUGGAUACGAUCAAAUUCCGGGCACAUCCAAUCAUCCCUUAGAUGGAAUACUUGGCCUCGGAAGGGGAAAAUCGAGCAUUGUGUCACAACUUCAGAGCCAAGGCUUGGUCCGGAAUGUCGUUGGCCACUGUUUAAGCGGAAUAGGCGGAGGAUUCCUCUUCGUCGGGGAUGGCCUCUAUGAUUCUUCACAUGUGACUUGGACACCAAUGUCACAAGAGUUCAGCAAGUACUACUCUCUGGGAAAUGCCGAGCUACAUUUCGGUGGGAAAGCUACCGGCAUUAGAAACCUCGUCGUGAUUUUCGACAGUGGAAGCUCCUACGUACGCCUUAAUUCUCAGGCUUAUCAAGCGUUGACAGUGUUGUUGAAGAAAGAACUAAGUGGAAGAUCUCUAAAGGAAGCUCCAGAGGACCAGACACUCCCAUUAUGUUGGAAAGGUCGAAAGCCAUUCCGAGGAGUGCGCUACGCCAAAAAAUACUUCAAGACCGUACUGUCUUUGGCCUUUACAAGCAGUGGCAGAAGAAAAACCCAGUUUGAAUCUUAUAACAUCGGUGAUCACUGCACAGAUAUAUAUAUAUAUAUAUGUAAUAAGGGAAAUGUUUGCUUGGGAAUUCUAAAUGGAACACAAAUAGGGCUGCAAAAUCUGAAUGUCAUUGGAGACGUAUCGAUGCAAGACAGAAUGGUGAUAUAUGACAAUGAGAAACAAGUGAUAGGAUGGAGCCCUGCAAACUGUGAUCAUCUUCCUAGGUUCAAAUCUUACAUGUGAA
Messenger RNA from Hibiscus syriacus, 1171 nucleotides. RefSeq names its product aspartic proteinase Asp1-like. Gene Ontology annotation, biological process: proteolysis. The transcript has 8 exons. Bases 1 to 1170 code for a protein of 389 amino acids. Gene Ontology annotation, molecular function: aspartic-type endopeptidase activity. The record is from RefSeq and is a predicted model, not a curated record. Lineage: Eukaryota; Viridiplantae; Streptophyta; Magnoliopsida; Malvales; Malvaceae.